Messenger RNA from Oldenlandia corymbosa var. corymbosa, 1842 nucleotides. The record is from the annotation of a GenBank genome assembly. Lineage: Eukaryota; Viridiplantae; Streptophyta; Magnoliopsida; Gentianales; Rubiaceae.
AUGAAGGAAAAAGAGGAGGGCGCCAAAUCCAAAAAUCGAAAUGAUGACCCGCUGCCGCCCAAUCACCAUCAUUCUCCAAAUUUCAACGAUCUGAGGGCUGCACCUUACAUGGAGAAUUUGGUUACCAUGUAUCAAAGUUUGAAUUCUACUUUCACUUCUGUUGUAUCUCGGCAUUUGUCUUCUGCACUCAUGAACAACCUGAAAGAGAAAAGCGAAGUGUCUGGUGAUCAAGCGAGAACGCCUAGAAGCAGCACCAAUCUGUGUUUGGGAAGAAUCACUGUGGACAGUCAUGCUACUUUGACUCAUUUGCCCUCACAUGGUGGUUGUAGUGGAACUAAUGAAGGGCUUGAGACACAAGUGGAGGAUAUGCAUCCAGGGCCACAACCAACGCCGGAAACCUCGCCUUCAUUUUGUGAUAAUAAAGUUAGAAAUUGCAAUGACGUUGCUGAAGAUGGCAGAUGUGGGGGGCAAAGUAAGGCCAAGAUGCCGGCUGAUUAUUUGUUAGAAACAACUGAUUAUGAAAGGGAUGCCAAAAGACAAAAGAUGUUGGAUUAUUCAUCACCAGAAAGUGGGGUGAACGACAUUGGUAGAAAUGAACACAAAGUUUGCUCCUCUGAUACUACAGCUACCUCAAAUAAUAAAUUUGAAGAAGAACUUUCUGUUGCUAAGCCAAUUUCCCUCAAAAGAAGUGUUUGUGCAUUCUGUCAGACCUCCAAGGAGACUGAUGUUACUGGCCCUCUGUUGUGUUACGCAAAUGGGAAGCAAGUUGAUGGCGAAACAAACAGAAACUCCAAUGUCAUACCUGUUCACAGCAAUUGCAUUGAUUGGACUCCUAUGGUGUAUUAUGCAGGAGACAUUAUCAAGAAUUUGGAGUCUGAAUUGGGAAGAUCUGCUAAGCUCAAGUGCAGUAGUUGUGGAAAAAAGGGUGCAGCCCUUGGAUGCUUUGAAAAGUCAUGUCGCAGAACAUAUCACGUUCCUUGUGCGUUUGAUAUUCAAGAAUGCAGAUGGGAUAGUGAGAACUUCUUAAUGCUCUGCCCAAGCCAUUAUUCUGUGAAGUUUCCAAAAGAGAAGUCCAAGCCCAGGAAGUCUGCUGCUGAGCCUAAGCAACCUAAAUCCACUGAAAGGAUCCCCUCAAAUUCUGGUUUUGAGGCAAACUUGCCUGGUGGACCAAAGGAAUGGGUUUUUUGUGGAUCGGCUCUUUCUGCUGAGGAGAAGUUUGUUCUUAUCAAAUUUGCAACAAUGUGUGGUGCAACCGUGUCCAAGUUUUGGAGACCAAAUGUGACACAUGUGAUUGCAGCAACAGACGAGAACGGUGCAUGUACCAGGACCUUAAAGGUUCUCAUGGGAAUCUUGAAUGGGAGGUGGAUCCUAAAUAUGGGCUGGAUAAGAGCUUCUAUGGAAGCAAAUCUUCCUUUGGAUGAAGGACCUUAUGAAAUCAGCAUAGAUAAUCAUGGCUGUUUGGAUGGCCCUAAAACUGGAAGGUUACGGGUUUCAAAUGAAGAGCCCAAACUUUUCGAAGGCAUAAACUUCUAUUUUACUGGUGACUUUGUACCAGCUUACAAGUUUGACCUGUUUGAUCUCGUUAGAACUGCUGGCGGUAUCAUACAUGAGAGCAUGGAACAGUUGAAGACAUUGACCAGCAAUGUAGAAGCAAACGCCUCAUGUUUGGUUGUUUAUAAUGGUGACCCGCCACAUGGGUGUUUAUCUGGGGAAGGAAGUUCAGUAGUUUCCGAGAGGAUAGCCGAAGCACAUAAUUUAGCCAAACAAAUUAACUGUUCUGUUGCGGGUCACAAAUGGAUUUUGGACUCAAUAGCUGCCUGUAGACUGCUAACUGCCUGUUAG